This is a messenger RNA of Haplochromis burtoni (Burton's mouthbrooder), 1285 nucleotides long. RefSeq lists its product as uncharacterized. The record is from RefSeq and is a predicted model, not a curated record. NCBI's taxonomy places the organism in Eukaryota, Metazoa, Chordata, Actinopteri, Cichliformes, Cichlidae. Bases 497 to 1117 code for a protein of 206 amino acids. The transcript has 6 exons.
GUAAUUUCCCAACUGGAAUGUUUUGAUCUAACUAAAGCACAGUGGAAAUUGUAAUUGGGUUAUGCUUUGGGAUCGGUCAGAGAAAGUUGUGUAAAAGGGGGUAAAGAAAGCAAAUCUCCAGUUCUGUUUUUGUUCCAGUGGCCGUGCAGUGCAGAGCCUGCUGGAGUUCAAAACCAGCAGAGCUCUGGAGUGGCUCAGCAUAACAGAACCCACAUCACUGCUGGAGCGUACUGGACUAGCCCAGGCUGUUCGCAACAAGAGGACAUUCAGGACUUCCAGGAUCACCAACAUCACAGUCGGAGGUCUGCAGGGCGACAUCUGUGACUGGUUGCUGCAGUGCUCUGCAGGAUAUAAGUGUGUUUCCCAGCCUGGCACUGCCAACUACAGCUGUUCCUCAGUCUGCCACUUUGACUACUGCCACCAUCACGGCAUCUGCACACACCAUCCACACCAGCUUCCAGUUUGCCGCUGCCUUGCAGGUGACGAUUUCUGGUUCAUGGGUGAGAGGUGCGAUGUCAGGAUGACCCGCGCACGUCUCAUUGGUGCGUGCCUUGCCAUCUUGCUCAUCAUAGUGACAGUGAUCAUCAUUUUGGCGUUUGUGGCAGUGCGACGCUAUCGAGCAAUUCUGAUUCAGGCCAAAGUAGACCAGACUCGCAGCAGCUAUCGCAGAUUCAACCACUUUGAUGAGCUGUCAGGUCGCUUCUGGUUGCGCUCGUGGGCGGGAUCAGCAGACUCAUUGGACAAUCCUGCCUUCACACGCUCCGAUGAGUUGCUGCAUCUGCGAGCGCUUGACCGCCCCUGCUGUUACCACGACGACACGCUGUCACUGGCUUCCACCUGCCCCAGCCACGGAACACGAAUCAACACAAUCUACCCCCACAGUUCCCAGUAUGGAUGGAGGGGGAGUGAGAUGAGCAUGGGGGAUGGUGUGCUGGACUCGGGUAAGGCCAGUGACCUUUCAGUGUGUAGCUGGCCAGUGGAACCCAUUCACUGGACUCCAUUUCCACUUCUGCAGCAACUGGCUUCUCACAGGACACCCACAGUCAGGGUGUCACGACCACGGUCCUACUGUGAAGGCAUGGAGCUUGUAGACAUGGGGAAGAGCUGGACUGCUUGACUUGCAUAUGGAGGAUUCAAUCUGUUCUGACACUGGUUUUUACAGUUUAUUAAUGCAUUGUAAAGUUAAAAUAUUUGUGUUUUGUUAAUAAUUUAAAAAAAAGUAAGGCAGUAAAUGUAUAAAUGUGUACACCUUUCUUUGAAAGAUUAAAUCUGUUUCUGAUGCUGA